Messenger RNA from Kockovaella imperatae, 1512 nucleotides. Its product is annotated as mannosyltransferase putative-domain-containing protein. Gene Ontology annotation, cellular component: Golgi apparatus. The record is from RefSeq and is a predicted model, not a curated record. Gene Ontology annotation, molecular function: alpha-1,2-mannosyltransferase activity. Bases 1 to 1512 code for a protein of 503 amino acids. Gene Ontology annotation, biological process: mannan biosynthetic process. Lineage: Eukaryota; Fungi; Basidiomycota; Tremellomycetes; Tremellales; Cuniculitremaceae. The transcript is spliced from 9 exons.
AUGGUAUACUGGCAAACCACCCAUCCGGGCAGUGGUCUAUUUUCAGCGUCUUCCAAAUCCGACUUAACAUCCAUUUAUCCCAUCGCUAAGCUCUCACUCGACCAUGAACCUCUCAAUUUCUCACCAUUACCUGAGAUAUACGCGUCUGCUCUUCCUUCAGGCCUUCCAAAGGAGUUCGACACGCCAGAAAACCGAUUAUUGGCUCGCAGACUCGAUUCUUUCCUUCGUAGACCAAUUGAGACCCUUGACCAGGCUCAAGGGGCCAACUUUGACGGUUGCCCUGCGGACAUUUCGGACAAGCUGGUCAACCAGGAUCAACUGAGGGGAGAAUCAGACUUCUGGACUGCAUUGUCAACAAAUGAUAUCGUCCAGCGCCGAGUUGAGAUCGUCAGGGAACUGGAAGAAAAGGUGUUGAAGGGCGUGAGCGUGGUCUUUGAUGGUGUCAGCACGGGUCGAGGAAGGGGCAUAGUCUUGACUGCAGGUAACAGGGACACGGUAGAACGCUCUAAAUUCCUCCUCAAACAACUGAAGCGAGUAGGCGUCACUCUACCCGUCGAAGUGUUCCACUUUCCAGGCGAGUUUGGCGAUUGGCAAGAGAGGCGAGAGAUCGAGAGACUGGGAGGUACGGUGAAAGCUGUGCAGGGACUCGAGAAGGAGGAGAAUCUGUGGAAGAACUUUCACCUCAAGGGUCUGGCAAUCGUUCAGUCCUCAUUCCAGGAGGUCCUGUACCUCGAUUCAGACAAUGUGCCGCUACGCGAUCCGAGCCAUCUAUUCGACGGUCCUCUCUAUAUUGCACAUGGUCGAGCAGCCUUCUGGCCUGACCUGUACAAAGACCACCCCAGCAAUGCCAUCUGGCGCUUGGUAGGUCAGCAAUGUACGCUGGAUCAUUGGACAAUAGAGUCUGGCCAGCUGGUCGUUGACAAGGGAGGAAACCAUGGCCUAAAUUACGCAGCGCUGUUAAUAGCGGCUUACAUGCAACGAUCACACGAGUUCUGGUUCCACAUGGCGGGUGGAGACAAGGACACAUUCCGAUGGGCUUUUGAGAUUUUAGGGCUCACUUGGGCUCACCCCUCAAGAUGGAUGAGCUCGCUGGGCAUGCUCAACGAUUGGGAUGCAGAUAGGUUUUGCGGACACUCUAUCGUUCAAUACGAUCUGGUAGAAUCUGUGAACGAGCGGAAGGCACUACCAUUGUUCAUUCAUUCCAAUCUGCUGAAACAUCUCCUGGACUUUGGUAUCGGCAGAGGACACCUGUUUUCUCAUAUUAAACGACCUUUGAACGAUUCUUACUCAUCUCCCGCUCUCAACCAUUUCCGAAUGGACGUGUAUACUAGUCCCUCUAGAGGUCUCUGUACCGAUAUGAAAAUACAGCCUUCUGCUGUAAAGCACCUCACCCCGCAAGAAUUGAAAGGAUUAGAAGUCCAGAUGCAGUCUGUCAAGGAUGUCCCGGCAAAUCCGUUUGAAGGCUUUGAAGACGCCUACUGGGAUGGAGGAGGCAGGAUGGGAGGAUGGUAG